This is a messenger RNA of Phytophthora infestans T30-4, 357 nucleotides long. RefSeq lists its product as uncharacterized. The record is from RefSeq and is a predicted model, not a curated record. The transcript has a single exon. NCBI's taxonomy places the organism in Eukaryota, Oomycota, Peronosporomycetes, Peronosporales, Peronosporaceae. Bases 1 to 357 code for a protein of 118 amino acids. Gene Ontology annotation, molecular function: protein binding.
AUGGCGUCGUCUGUCGAGAAGCCCGCGCCGGCGAAGCUCAAGACGCGCUCCGAGUUCUCGGUGACGCUGGAGGUAGCGCCGUCCACUGCCGACGCCUGGUAUCGAUACGAGUACAAAGAAGCAGGUUCCACGUGGGAACAGAGCGCGCAGCACGUGGACGCGGCGAUCGGAGCCUCUGAGGUGGUUCUGGACGAUCUCAACCCGACCAGCACGUACGAAGUUCGUAUCUACGCGGUCUCCAAGAAUGGGGACGGUAAAGAGCAAGUGUCAGCGCCCAGUGAAGUCGCCGCAGUGGAUACAGACGUGCCGGGCUGCGGACCAGACUCGAGCCAAGGUUGCUUGUGCACGAUCCAAUGA